Messenger RNA from Pangasianodon hypophthalmus (striped catfish), 606 nucleotides. Its product is annotated as C-type mannose receptor 2-like. Lineage: Eukaryota; Metazoa; Chordata; Actinopteri; Siluriformes; Pangasiidae. Bases 34 to 561 code for a protein of 175 amino acids. The record is from RefSeq and is a predicted model, not a curated record. The transcript is spliced from 3 exons.
ACUGGCAAUGAGAGUUACAUUUACAUCUCUAAUAUGAUGACCUGGCUUGGAGCUCAGAGCUACUGUAGACAGCAUCACACAGACCUGACCAGUGUAAGAAACACAACAGAAUACUUAGUUAUACAGGAACUGAUCACUGUAAAGACUUGGAUUGGGCUGUUCAGAGACUCCUGGAAGUGGACAGACCAAACAAACUUCUCUACCAUCAGUUGGAUGUCUGGAAAACCUGAUAAUAAACUGGGGAAAGAAAAUUGUGGUUAUUUAAAUAACAGUCAGGCUGCUGAUGCUCUCUGCUCAGACGUAAUGCCUUUCUUCUGUUACUCAGUAAUCACGGAUAAAAAGGAAACCAUAAGAGUGAAGGUCCGGUCCAGUCAGGAUGUGAAUGAUCCUGCAGUAAAGGCAGCCAUCUUGGAGCAGAUAUACCAGAAACUGCGUGAUCAUGGGAUGGCACAGAACAUCACAGUGAAAUGGAGAGAGCAGCGAGAUGGAGAAGUGUUUCACAAGGAGAAACAAAAUAAUACUAUGGUAAAAAAUGAGACUAAGCAGAAGUGUGGCCUUUAAGUCCUGUAAAGUGCAUUCAUACUCAUUUUGGAAUAACGUUCUCAA